AUGAAUUUAGUACAUUUUGAUUCGUUAUGCAAUGACUGCUGUUUCUCAAGAACAUUGGAAGUAAUUACUGUUUUUAAGUUUAUAGAGUAAAUAAUUAGCUGAAUAAUAAAUUUAUCAGUUCAUCGAAGAUAUAAGAAAUAUUGAUUUUUUAUGUCAGAUUAUACAAUAAACUCAGUCAGGUUCAACUUUGUUUGUGAUUUCAGAAUAUAUAGCUAAAAUUGUAGUUUCUGAAAGGUCUUUCAAAGGAUUAUAAUCUUCUGAUCGUAGUUUAUCAGAAGGGUAAUAAAUAGUGGGAUAAUUCUAAAAUUUAGAAGAAAAUGAUGUGUUAUCUAAAAAAUGUAGAGUGUAUGAAACAUUAGUUUAAUUAUUUUGUACAAGUCUUUAAAAGCAAUAAGAAAAUCAUGUAUAAAAUUCAAUCUGUAAUUUGGUGGGUUUGUUAAUUUAGCAAAUAAUAAUGGUAAGUUGUAAUCAAUUCUCAAAGUUCAAGUUAGUUUUUAACUCUUUUUUUUAAGGGAAUCAAACUUACCUUCUUUCUAUAGGUUUGAAAUUAGUUUAACAUGUAUUAUAAAAUUUACAACUUUAUUCAUCAUAUGAUUCUUAUGUAUCAUAUAGGAAAAUUAUGUUUUAAUUUUAAAGUAGUGAUAUUUUAGAUUUUAUGUCUACAGUUUGUACAGUUUUAAAAUAAUGUGCUUCAAAUCUCUAUAAACCAGCUUUAGCAUCACUUAGAGAUAUUUUAAUGUUCAAUUUUAAUGUUAGUUACUUUGAAUUAGAAUCUGAUUUUGAUCCUAAUGAUUAAAAUAACGUUAGUGUAAAUUAAUAUAUUAUUUACAUAGUUUCCAGAAAGAUUUGCUGAAUUUUUUAAUGAUAGGUAAUUGGUUGAAUUGUUAUUUAAGAUUGUAGCAUCAUAUAGUUCAACUGAUUCAUCUUUAGCUUUGUUAGCAUUAAAAUCAUUAAAAAGAAUGGCUUCAUCUAAGAAGAGAAUUUUUAAUGAGAAAAUUAAAAAAAGAUUAUUUGCUAAAGAAAUGUAUUAAGGUUGUAUUUUCCUUUUUGAGAAAGUAUAAUAAGCUAAUGAAGAAAUAAUAAGUGAUAUUCUUGAAUUAAAUACUAAAUUAAAUAAUUGUUUUGGUUUAAGAUAGAUUAGAUUUGAUUUUACAUUUAGUUAAUAAUGGUUAUAUUGUUUAUAAACAUUUUGUAUUUAAAUAUUACAAAAAUAAAUGAAAAUUAAAGAUCCUCAUAUGUAUUAAAUGAUAGAAUUAAUGAAGAAAUUAGUCAAAUUUAUAACUGAUUUUAAAUUGGAUAUUACAUUUAAAUAAUCAAUCUCAAAAUCAAUAUCUGAAAUAAGUAAAUCUAUUAUUCAUUUAUUAUUGAAUUCUCAAAAUUCCUUUUUUUAAGGUUACACACCUUAAAAUCAUAAAAAAUUGAAACAUACUUUAAAAGAAUUUUUUGAAAAUCUAUUUCCAAUUUUAUCUAUAGAUUUAACAACUCAUAUAAAGAUGAUUUAUCAUUCUUUUAAAAAUGCAGCAUAAGAUUAAGAAAAAUUCAUUAUUGAAUUAAGUUUAAUUAAUUAUAUUGUAAUAAAUCCAUAAAUUUUAGAAAAAAACAAUGAAGAAAUAGUAUAAAUGAUAUAAACUGUAAUUAAAGAUUCAUUAACCUUUCUAUAAGUUUCUACUCAUAAUUUACCUCCCUUAGUUAUUAUGUCUGCAAUGUCUUUAGCAGAUAAUUUAUUUUAAUUUGCUCUUAGUGAAUCAGAUGAAUCAAUAGGUAGAUAAAGGUCUAACAAAGCAUUUUUUGAUAAUUUUAUUAAACCAAUUCAAAUUUAACCAUAAUAAGCUACUAAUUAAUUAUUAUAAUUCAUAAUUUUAUAAUUAUAAAUUGAGAACAAAGAAAUAAUAGAAUAUGCUUUAGUAAUUAUGAAAGAAACAAUAGUUCGAUUAAAACAUCAUUUAUAUAAUGAAGCCUUUUAAAGUUCAAAUGUUGUAACAUAAAUUAAAAGUGUUUUAUUAAAUCUAAAAAAUACUGCUUUAUAGAAGGAUACAUUUUUAAGUUGUAGAACUUUAGCCUCUGAAAUUUUAUCAAUAUUAUUAUUUGACACAGCCUAUGAGAAUUAUAUUGAAUCAAUAAUUUAAUUAAAUUAAUUUUUGACGAUACAACCAACAUAAUAAUCAAUUUUAAUAUAUUUAUAUGAAAUGCUAGGUUAUUUUAGACAUGUAGAUACUAGCAAAAUAUUUAGACUUCUUAUUAAAUAACAUUUAUUAAAAAUAGCUGAAUUGACAAGAUUUAUUUUAAUUGAUAAUCCUUAACAAUUUUAAAUGUGUAAAUUAUGUUUAAAAUUAAUGGUUGCAAUAACUGAGAAUAAAAGUUUAAGAUAUUAAUAUCAUAGUUCUUCUGUUGUUUAAAUUGAAUUAGUCAGAACAUUUCAAGGUAUUUUAGCAAGUUAUUUGUAACAUUUAAUAAAUGCUAUACAAGAUGAAAAAGUAAAAUAGGAAUUUUCAGCAGAGAUUUGUAGAUUAGUAGGAUUAAUAUUUAAAAUUAUGAAUAAUAUUUUAAAAGGUAAAUAUAUUUCAUAAACAUGUUAAUUACUAUUUGCUGAUAGAAAAUAUUUAGACUUACUUAUAACUGCAUUAGAUAUUACAUCAAAAAUCUCUAAUUAUAUUAUUGUAUUUAUAUAUAUAUAUAUAUUAGAUGUACAACAAAACUUGUUUAUAAGUAGUAUAAGUAUUGUAAGUAGUGAGUUCAUCACAAUUAUAAUUAUUUGAAUUGAAUCCACAAUCAUUGACUACUUUAAUGGUUAUUAUUGAAAGUUUAUAAAAACACUUAUUACGUUAAUUAUCACAAGAAUAUAAGACUUCAACAAUAUCUACAUAUCAUUAACCAUUAGACAAAAUUACUUUGGAUCAUACAACAGAUAUAGUUUUAUCAAUUUUAGAAUUUGUAUCAGAAGAAUAGUAAUUGACUUAAAUGGGCAUAUUAUAAUCAUUUGUUUAACCUUUAGAUGGUAUUAUUGAACUUGUUUUGUAAGAAUUAUUAUUAUGUUUAAUAAAAGGUUAAUGUUCAUAACAAACAAACAUCAAAAUAACAAGAUAGAUUUUUGCUAUUAUGUGCACUUUUUAAUAAGUUUUUGUUUCAAUUUUAAGCAAAGUCUUACUGAGAUCUGAUUAAUAAUUAGAUCCUUCAUAAUUAUAGAUUUUAACAUAAGAUCUAGAUCUAAGAAUCAAACAAUAAAAUGAAGACUAAUUUAAAAAAAACUUCAAUCUAUUUAUGAAAUAAUUUGGAAUUUGA
Molecule: messenger RNA, 3279 nt
Organism: Paramecium pentaurelia
Lineage: Eukaryota; Ciliophora; Oligohymenophorea; Peniculida; Parameciidae
Source: the annotation of a GenBank genome assembly